AUGAUGCUCUGUUCCAUGGAGAAACUUGAUGCAAUGAUGGGGUUUUGGGGUUUCUCAUUUUCAAAUUGGGUUUUAUUAAAAAUUGGGGAUAAAAGGAUCUGGGUGAUUUGUUGGAGAAAUCUUGAGGGAAGUUCUGGAGAUAACUCACCCCAGUUGGACCGGGUUCCGUCUUCGUCGUUGAUGGACCGGAUUAGGUCUUUUAGUUUUCGUAGAACAGAAAGUGAAAGAUCCGAGCCGGUCCAAAAUUCUGAGUCUGGAAUGAAUCUGGUACGAACUCCAUCUUUGUUGGAGCACGUUAGGCGUUUUAGUCCGUAUUUAGGUAAAGUGCAGAAGGAAAGUUGUGACUUGGUUGAGCAGCAAUUAAGCCGUGCUCCUUUCUUCCUGCAGCGGCUUAAGUCCUUGACCUUUGACAGAUCGGAGUCCGAAGCUGAGGUGAGGGAUGGUGGGGAGUUCGUGGAGGAAAGGGAAGAAGAGGAAGGGGUGGACGCUAAGGCUGAUGAUUUCAUCAACAGGUUUAGGCAGCAACUCAGGUUGCAGAGGCUUGACUCUAUUCUACGAUGCAGGGAUAUGCUCACACGAAACUCAUAAUAACACUUGAAUUUAAUAUUAUUUGAAGGAGAAGAUCACCUUUUUUCGAAUGUUUCUUGCUUGAACACGAGAAUUUGGCUACCUGGUCUGUUGUCUGUAAUCUGUAUU
Vigna angularis (adzuki bean) is the source of this 696-nucleotide messenger RNA. RefSeq names its product pathogen-associated molecular patterns-induced protein A70. The transcript has 2 exons. The record is from RefSeq and is a predicted model, not a curated record. NCBI's taxonomy places the organism in Eukaryota, Viridiplantae, Streptophyta, Magnoliopsida, Fabales, Fabaceae. The coding region runs from base 1 to 588 and encodes 195 amino acids.